AUGGGUAGAGACAUCCCAGAUAAUGAGACAUGGUGGUACAAUCCCACCAUGGAGGUCCACCCUCAUUGGAAACAAUUUGAUCAAGUACCAGACGCUGUUUACUACGCCCUUGGUAUUUUCAUUGGUAUCUGUGGUAUUGUAGGAUGUGGUGGCAAUGGUAUUGUCAUUUAUCUUUUCACUAAAACGAAAUCCCUCCAGACUCCAGCCAACAUGUUUAUUAUUAACCUGGCUUUCUCCGACUUUACUUUCUCCCUGGUGAACGGUUUCCCCCUCAUGACAAUUUCUUGCUUCAUAAAAAAAUGGGUCUUUGGAAAUGCAGCCUGUAAAGUAUACGGCUUCAUCGGCGGUAUUUUUGGUUUGAUGUCUAUCAUGACCAUGGCAAUGAUCUCUAUUGAUCGUUACAACGUAAUAGGAAGACCAAUGGCUGCGUCAAAGAAAAUGAGUCAUCGAAGGGCUUUCCUUAUGAUCAUCUUCGUCUGGAUGUGGUCAACACUAUGGUCUAUCGGACCCAUUUUUGGCUGGGGUGCAUACGUACUGGAAGGCGUCCUCUGCAAUUGCUCCUUUGAUUAUAUUACUAGAGAUUACACUACACGAUCCAACAUUGUCUGCAUGUACAUCUUUGCUUUCUGUUUCCCCAUUUUGAUGAUUUUCUUCUGCUAUUUCAACAUCGUCAUGUCUGUGUCCAACCACGAGAAAGAGAUGGCAGCUAUGGCCAAGAGAUUGAACGCCAAGGAACUGCGAAAAGCUCAGGCAGGUGCUAACGCUGAAAUGAGACUAGCCAAGAUUUCAAUCGUCAUUGUCUCUCAGUUUUUGCUCUCCUGGAGUCCUUAUGCUGUAGUAGCUCUACUCGCCCAGUUCGGCCCAAUCGAGUGGGUAACACCUUAUGCCGCACAGCUGCCUGUAAUGUUCGCCAAGGCUUCUGCUAUUCACAAUCCACUCAUCUACUCUGUCUCUCAUCCUAAAUUCAGAGAGGCUAUCGCAGAAAACUUCCCGUGGAUCAUUGCAUGCUGCCGAUUCGACGAGAAGGAAGUUGAAGAUGAAAAAGAUGCAGAGGCUGAGAUUCCUGCUACUGAGCAGAGUGGCGGUGGCGGUGGUGAGAGCGUUGAUGCUGCCCAAAUGAAGGAAAUGAUGGCCAUGAUGCAGAAGAUGCAACAACAACAAGCCGCUUACCCACCACAAGGAUACCCACCACCACAGGGAUACCCACCACAAGGUUAUCCACCACCACCACAAGGAUACCCACCACCACCACCACAAGGAUACCCUCCACAAGGCUACCCACCACCCCAAGGAGCACCUCCACAAGCAGCCCCACCUCAGGGGGUUGACAACCAGGCCUACCAGGCUUGA
Acanthosepion pharaonis is the source of this 1350-nucleotide messenger RNA. The record is from the annotation of a GenBank genome assembly. Lineage: Eukaryota; Metazoa; Mollusca; Cephalopoda; Sepiida; Sepiidae.